Messenger RNA from Daphnia pulex (common water flea), 1722 nucleotides. RefSeq names its product lysosome membrane protein 2-like. Lineage: Eukaryota; Metazoa; Arthropoda; Branchiopoda; Diplostraca; Daphniidae. Gene Ontology annotation, molecular function: scavenger receptor activity. The transcript is spliced from 11 exons. Bases 105 to 1577 code for a protein of 490 amino acids. Gene Ontology annotation, cellular component: membrane; cytoplasm. The record is from RefSeq and is a predicted model, not a curated record.
AACCCCUUCGAAACUUUGCAACAGUCCAAACAUAGCUGCCGGGAGCAGGUUACAUUUCGUAAAGGUGUGGCUGAUUUUGACUGAACUAUAAUUACAGUAGGAAAAUGGUUUCCAACAUGGUGAAAACCGCCAUCGUGGGCUCUGUCGGUGUCGCUGUCAUUAUACUCUCAUCGACGUUGGGCUGGAUUCUCGUUCCCGAUAUCGCCACUUCGGAAGCUGUAAUUACAAAAGACAACGAAGCCGUUUAUGGUGCGUGGACGAUCCCUCCCGUUCCUAUUUAUCUCGAGUUUUUCUUGUUCAAUUGCACGAAUUGCGACGACCCUACAAACGGAAGCGUCGUUUUAAAUCUAGAUCAACUAGGGCCAUUCUCUUUCACGGAAGGUCGAAUCAAAUUCAACGUCAUUGAAGAAAAUGGAUUGUUGUCUUAUCGAGAAAACAUUUCGUACUUUUACACUCCUAAAGAUGGCGAGCGUGACUUGGAUGUGAACGUCACGACGGUUAAUCCGGUUUAUUUCACAUUGGCCUCAUUAAUUUCCGAUAAUGCCCAAACCCCAGCAAUCGCUACGAAGCUUUCCGGGUUGAUGCACGAACUGUUGGCAGACGAAGGCGAGCAUCCUUUUAUGACGCAUACUGUGCGCGAAAUGCUUUUCGAAGGAUGGAGCCUUCAACCUUAUGUCAACAUUCUGGAAUUGCUCUAUGAACAAUUAUCUAACAAUACUGACCUUACACUCCCGCCAUUGCCAGAGCUACCCGAAGAUCCGAAAUUCGGUUUCUUCUACGGGAGAAACGGUACCAAUUUGGGAGAAUUUACGAUUGAGUCAGGAGCCAACGAUCUCAACGAAUUAGGCUACAUCAAAAAAUGGAAUGGAAAGUCAAGUGUCGAAUACUGGAAUGACACGUUCUGCAAUAUGAUCAACGGAACUGAUGGAGCAAUUUACCCACCCAUUGUGGACGUCAACGAGAAAAUAUACGUUUUCACUCCAGACGUUUGUCGGUCAUUAUACGCCACUUACGAGAAAGACACGGUCACGGAGGGAAUCACCGGCAGACGAUUCACCGUGCCCGAAAUAGUUUUCGACACUCUUGACCCAGAAAACGUUUGCUAUUGUAGUCAGUACAGAGAAAACCCCGACCUCUGCUUCAGUAGAGGCGUUCUAGAUAUGCGACCUUGUCUACUCGGAGUCCCAGUUGUACUGUCAACUCCUCACUUUUACAUGGCUGAUCCGAAAUAUGUCGAUGCUUUUGUUGGGCUCAAACCAAAUAAGGACUGGCACGAGACUCACUUCGAUUUAGAACCGUUGCUUGGCGUGCCGCUUUUCGCCUCUAAAAGACUCCAACUCAACAUCGACGCGCGACGGUACAAGGUGCCCGAAAGAUUUUUGAACAUUAGCGACACAGUUUUCCCUGUCAUUUGGCUCAACGAGAGCGCGAAACUGGAUGCAGCAACCGCCAAUGACGUCAACAAGGCGGUUAACGUGAUCGAUGCACUCAACAUAAGCCGCUGGUGCUUCUUGGGUGCUGGAAUCGCUUUGGUUGUGGCCAGCUUGAUCAUGCUCGUUGUUUACUUGACGCGAUAGGACGUCAAACACCGACGACGAACAUGAACACAAAUGAUGGAAAAAGCAGCGCAUAUCGCUUUGGAGUGCAUACACAUUUCAACCAUGAUUGGAUAUUUACGAAAAUUUGGCGUUCUUAUAUUUGAAUAUUACACAACUAAAUACA